AUGGAGCAGUGUGAGGAACUAACCCUCGGUGAAUGUUUGAAACUGGACAAAGAAAGGGUCUCCUCGCUCCACUAUGGGCUUCCUGUUCCUCCUCACCUAGAGUAUCCACUGUCCCUGUCUCCAGUGCCUGCACCUCUUGUCUGCUGUGGGCAGGAGAGUCUGAAGGGAGACACGAGCAAGCACAAAAAGAAAAGAAGUUCCUCCUUUCGGUGCCCUGAGCCACAACCCCCUCGGCUGGGAUGGGGCAUGGUCUUCCUCCACUCAAAACCCACGGGCAGGGUGGGGUGCACCACAGUCUCCAGCGUGCCACCUGUCUGCCACUUCAGCCCACGGCACUGUGAGCAACUCAAGAACCAGUAUUUGAAAAGGGCGGCCGCCAACCUUUCCUUCUCUCAGGACGUGAAGUGGCAGCGGGGAUUACCCAGUAUGCCUUUCGAGCAGUACAGUUUUGAGCACAUCUACAACACGGAUGACAUCAUACCACCUGGGCAGACCAAGAUGUUCCACACUGAGAAACCUGUAGACACCAGGACUCUGCACACCUCAGCCCUCUUUACAGGAGACACCAUGCACUCUACAAAGACACAAAGCUCUGCUGGUUCUAAAUGGAGGCAGAAGAAACCAAAGCCUCAAGGCUUGGACCAGAAAGCCCCUCCCCCUCACGCCCGCAACUCCCGGUUGAAGACAAAAAUGCCAGACCUGUCACCCUCUCCAGAUGAGAGUCUGGAAGAAAGGGAAACCUGGCUCCCACCCAGGGAGAAGGAGGCCCGAGACUGGGAAAGCAUCGUGCUGGAGAAGCUGAACAAGCGCACGUCGCGAUGGAUUCAGAACAAACGGCCACCCAGGCCUGGGCAAUCGCCCAACAAAUGGCAGAGCUUCCUGCACCAGCAGUACGACUGGAGCCACAUUCGGGAUGAGCUCACUUCAGACAGCGACCUGGACCUCCUUAGAAAGCUGGAAGCAGAAGAGACAGCAGAGUUCGAGGGUGAACCGAUCGUCCUGCCACCCAAGGAAAUAAAGAAGCCGGAGCUGCUGCUUCCGGUUUACUACAGGUUACCUGGUUACUCCCCACAAGUGCAGACAGUAGAAAUCCUGCCUGGCAUCAACAUGACGGCUGAGGAUAUCAAAGAGAGAAGCAACUUCCAGCGUCCAAUUCAGGACCCCUUCCGGCAGGUGAACCCCAAAGCUGGAGAGUUCGCUUACUCUACAGACAACACCUUUGAGCAGGAGAUUUACUUUGACGGAGUGAAGAUUGUUCACGAGAUCGGUGGGAACAGAAACCAAAUUCUCCUGGAAAACCUCAAUCGGUAUGACAAGCACCUAACUAAGAUCUUCCCCGAAACCCCAGAAAAGUGGAGUUCCCAGCCUGUUCCUGAAACACCUUGUAAGCUCAAGAAAGGAGGCCAGCGUUGGACUGCACUGCCCACCGAGGUCAAGGGCCUGCUGCUGCAGGUGGGUGAGGAGGACAAGUCUGCCAAGACUAGGAGACAGAAGAAGCAAGUCCCACCCCUGAAGGAGUACGUGACUUGGGAGCUUGAGGUGCUGAGGAAGAUGCUGCAGGAAUGGAAGACUGCCUGGGCACUCAUUAUUGAAUGGCAUCAUGAGACAGUGGAGAACUUACUACGGGGCAUAGUCAGCAUGUAUGAUGACACAAGGAUCCAGGCCAUCGUCACAUGUGCUACUGCUGCUUUACAACGGCCCCGGACUGCCACCAACCAGCAGGACACAGACAAACCAAUUGCGGAUUUGCCGGAAGUCCUACGGCCUCCUCUAGAGGCUGCCCUGUCUGACGUGAAUCCCAACGUGCGGAUGGCAGCAGCCAUAUGCCAGUAUGCCAUACAGUCACAUAACCCCACUGCCCGGGACAUCCUGCAGACAGCCCUUGUGAAGGGUAACAGUGUAGACAGCUGGGCUGCGGCUCAGUGCUUGGCUCUGGAAGGCAUUGCCAGCUACCCAGUGAUUAAGAGGAUCCUCUACCAGCUCUUCAACAAGAAGAACGAGGCCACCGAGGAACAGUCUUAUAUACUGCUCAACCACCUCAGUGGAAAGACGACCCUAAUCCACACGUUGCUUGCUGUGGAGCUGAACAGCAGGCAAUGGAAGGACCGCAUCAUGGCCUGCCGAGCUUUCUCUCGGAUCAGCGGAAAUAUCUGCAUAGAUAUGAAACAAAAAAUAAUCGAGCUGAUGUGGAACGACUGGAACAAGGAAGUAAGGCAAGCAGCCGCCAGGGCACUGGGGCAAAUGAACCUUGGGAAAGAGGUACAUGACAUGAUCAGGGUUAAGCUGAGUGAGGGAAAUAUCCAGGAGCGGAUCGAGGCCCUCUCCCUGAUCGGUACGCUCAAGCUCAUGACAGCCAAGCUCCUCCCGAGCUUCCUGGGCUGCUUCUCUAAUGAGUUCAUAGCAAUACGACAGGCAGCCUGCUUGGCAGCAGGUGCUCUGCAGAUCCGCGACCAGAUGGUGCUUGAAUGGCUCUUGACACUGAUGCACAGAGAUCCUUACUGGAAAAUCAAGGCUUUUGCCAUUCGAGCUUUGGGACAGAUUGGACAGGCGAGUCCCCAGCUGACAGAUCUUCUGCUCUGGGCUAUCCACUAUGAAGAAUCACCAGGGGUACGACUGGAAGCUUGCCGUAGCAUCCUGGCCCUCAAGCUUCAAGGGAAUCGGAUCAGGGACACCUUUUUAGAUGUGCUGCUCCUGGAAAACCACGAGGCUGUUCUUAAGGAAAUUUACCAGGCAAUGACGGAACUGAACUUAGAAAAUGAAGGAAAUCAAGAAAUGAUUCAGGAGAUCAAGAACAAGAUUCAAACACUAAACCAAAAGGACUUGCUGUUGGAGAAAGUAAUAAAGAUGGAAGCGACCAUAGUAAAGAUGAAGGAAAAGGCGAGGCGGGUCUACUCACAGCCCACAGAGGGCCAAAAACCACUGGAGCUCGAAACUUUUCUUAAAGAAAUUUUUGACAGUAAAGCGGUUCUUCGUAGGACGUCUGAGGUCUGUGACACUGAAGAAGUCCUAAAGGGCAUGGUGCCGAAGGUGCCAAAUCACUGGCUCCGGAGUCCUGUCGUGGGACUCCCCACACACAGAGGCCGCUCACCGUUUUUCAAGGAUCUUCGGACUGCCCGGGAAAAAAGGAUUCAAAGAGGGCCCUUCGGAUCCGACACAGAUCUCUAGCUGGGCAAAUUCCUCAAAGAAGAUCGUCUGCCAACUCCAAGUCUUCUCUCGGUGCCUGCGAGAGAAGCGGGGAAGCAGCUCCUGUCUAAGGCUGAAUGA
Acomys russatus (golden spiny mouse) is the source of this 3264-nucleotide messenger RNA. RefSeq names its product HEAT repeat containing 4 (gene Heatr4). Gene Ontology annotation, molecular function: protein binding; oxidoreductase activity. Lineage: Eukaryota; Metazoa; Chordata; Mammalia; Rodentia; Muridae. The record is from RefSeq and is a predicted model, not a curated record. The transcript has 18 exons.